CCCGGGGUCCCGGGUAGGGGCGCGGCGGGCCCGGGGGAGCGCGGGGAGCCCUCCCGGCGCGGCGUCCGAGCGACCCGGCGCACCCCCAGCCCCGGACGCAUGCGGAGCCUGGGGCGGGCGCGGGUGUUGGUGGCGGCGGCCCUGGGCGGCCCCGCGCCCCGCAGAGGACACACUCUGCGUCCCACCAUGAAGCUCGACAUCCAGUGUGAGCAGCUGAGCGACGCCCGGUGGACCGAGCUCCUGCCUCUGAUCCAGCAGUACGAGGUGGUCAGGUUGGACGACUGUGGCCUCACGGAGGUGCGGUGCAAGGACAUCAGUUCCGCGCUCCGGGCCAACCCCUCCCUGACGGAGCUCAGCCUCCGCACCAACGAGCUGGGCGACGGGGGCGUGCGCCUGGUGCUCCAGGGCCUGCAGGGCCCCACCUGCAAGAUCCAGAAGCUCAGCCUCCAGAACUGCUGCCUGACGGAGGCUGGCUGCGGGGUCCUGCCCGGCGUGCUGCGCUCCCUGCCCACCCUGCGGGAGCUGCACCUCAGCGACAACCCGCUGGGGGACACCGGCCUGCGGCUGCUCUGCGAGGGGCUCCUGGACCCCCAGUGCCACUUGGAGAAGCUGCAGCUGGAGUACUGCAACCUGACAGCCACCGCCUGCGAGCCCCUGGCCGCGGUUCUCAGGGCCACGCGGGACCUGAAGGAGCUCGUGGUGAGCAACAACGACAUCGGCGAGGCCGGCGUCCGGGUGCUGUGCCGGGGCCUGGCGGACUCAGCCUGCCAGCUGGAAGCGCUCAAGCUGGAGAACUGCGGCCUCACGCCGGCCAACUGCAAGGACCUGUGCGGGAUCGUGGCCUCCCAGGCCUCGCUGAAUGAGCUGGACCUGGGCAGCAACCCGCUGGGUGACGUGGGCCUCGCAGAGCUGUGCCCUGGGCUGCUGAGCCCCGGCUCCCGGCUCAAGACCCUGUGGCUCUGGGAGUGUGACAUCACCGCCAGCGGCUGCAGAGACCUCUGCCGCGUCCUCCAGGCCAAGGAGACCCUGAAGGAGCUGAGCCUGGCGGGCAACAACCUGGGGGAUGAGGGCGCCCAGCUGGUGUGCGAGAGCCUGCUGCAGCCUGGCUGCCAGCUGGAGUCCCUGUGGGUGAAGUCCUGCAGCCUCACGGCCACCUGCUGCCCCCACCUGGGCUCGGUGCUGACCCAGAACAAACGUCUCCUGGAGCUGCAGCUGAGCAGCAACCCACUGGGCGAUGCGGGCGUCCAGGUGCUGUGCCAGGCCCUGGGCCAGCCAGACUCCAGGCUGCGGGUGCUCUGGCUGGGGGACUGCGACAUGACGGACGGUGCCUGUGGUGGCCUGGCCUCGCUCCUGCUGGCCAACCACAGCCUGCGCGAGCUGGACCUGAGUAACAACGGCCUGGGUGACCCCGGCGUCCUGCAGCUGCUGGGCAGCCUGGAGCAGCCCGGCUGCGCCCUGGAGCAGUUGGUCCUGUACGACAUCUACUGGACGGAGGCGGUGGAGGAGCGCCUGCGGGCCCUGGAGGGGAGCAAGCCCGGCCUGCGGGUCAUCUCCUGAGGCGCCUUCCCGGACGCCCUCCUGCCCCCAGCGAGUCCUGGCUUUAGCUGAGGGACAAGGUCAAAUCAGCUCAUUUCUGGGAGAGGAUUUUAGGCACUUUAUUAAAACGCAUUUUUGGCAGGA
Molecule: messenger RNA, 1680 nt
Organism: Hippopotamus amphibius kiboko
Lineage: Eukaryota; Metazoa; Chordata; Mammalia; Artiodactyla; Hippopotamidae
Gene: RNH1
Product: ribonuclease/angiogenin inhibitor 1
Exons: 10
Coding region: 100-1557 (485 amino acids)
Cellular component (GO): cytoplasm
Molecular function (GO): protein binding
Source: RefSeq, a predicted model, not a curated record